AAAAGUCUUAUUUUCAUGUAAAGAGAUGGGCGUGUUGAUGAUCAUGGACAUGUACAUGUCUCUUUUGUUGCAGCCACUGCCCUUUAUUUUGCUCUCAAUAUUCUUCUACUUGAUGCACCUAAUUCUAUAUGAGCUCCGGCGAGAAGUAGUCACUACUCAUGAGCUGUCCGGCACUUGCCAUGGCCCCACAACCUACCCUAUUAUUGGUUGCUUGGUUUCCUUCUACAAAAACCGCCAUCGCCUCCUUGAGUGGUACACUCAACUCCUUGAAGACUCAGCAACCAACACCAUCGUGGUGCAACGCUUUGGUGCUCGGCGGACCAUCGUCACGGCGAACCCUGAAAACGUCGAGUACAUGCUCAAGACCAACUUCAACAACUUCCCAAAAGGAAGGCCCUUCACUGAAAUCCUAGGGGAUUUUCUUGGCUACGGCAUAUUCAAUGUGGAUGGAGAGCUUUGGCGCACACAAAGGAAGUUGGCCAGCCAUGAGUUCAGCACCAAGUCCUUGAAAGAAUACACCGUGAACACGUUUGAGGAGGAAGUCGAAAACCAGUUGUUGCCCUUUAUGGAGUCCUUGGCAAUGGAAGAGAAAGUGGAGGACUUGCAGGACUUGCUUAGACGCUUUGCGUUCAACAUCAUAUGCAAGGUUUCUAUGGGGAUUGAUCGGUGGUCCUUGGAUCCGUCUGCGCCUGUCUCACCCCUCGCGAGAGCUUUCGACGCAGCAUCAGAGAUAUGCGCAAGGCGCGGGGCUGCUCCUUUGUUCUUGGUUUGGAAGAUCAAGAGAUGGCUUGGAGUUGGAUCAGAAAAAAGGCUCAAGUCUGCCGUUGAACAAGUACGUGCUCAUGUCAUGGAAAUAAUUCAUAAAAGGAAGACAGAACUAAUAUUUGAAGGAGAAGAGUCUAGUACUAGUGAAGAUCUUCUGACUCGGCUGAUAACAGCCGGGCACGGCGAGGAGGUGAUUAGAGACAUGGUGAUAAGCUUCAUCAUGGCGGGGAGGGACACAACUUCAGCAGCCAUGACAUGGCUCUUCUGGUCGCUCUCAUGUCACCCGGAUGUGGAGCAACAAGUGGUCAAGGAGAUAAAUGAUAUUGUUAGAGAAAGACGAAGGCUAGAUUAUGAAUCAUUGAAGGAGUUGAAGAUGUUGAAGGCGUGUCUUUGUGAGUCCAUGAGGCUUUACCCACCUGUGGCAUGGGACUCAAAACAUGCCGUCUCAGAUGAUUUGUUGCCGGACAGUACUCAUGUCAGGGCGGGAGAUAGAGUGACCUAUUUCCCCUAUGGGAUGGGGAGAAUGGAAGCUUUGUGGGGAAAAGACCGGUUCGAAUUUAAGCCGGACCGGUGGUUCACUGAACCGGACAAAGAUAGAGGGGCUUUGAAGAAGGUAUGUCCCUUCAAGUAUCCAAUUUUUCAGGCCGGACCAAGGGUCUGCCUUGGAAAGGAGAUGGCCUUCAUUCAGAUGAAAUAUGCGGUGGCUUCAGUUCUAAGGCGGUUCAAGAUCAUACCGGUCGGUUCAGAUAGGCCGGUUUUUGUGCCGCUACUGACAGCCCACAUGGCCGGCGGCUUCAAGGUUUCCAUUAGCAAGAGAGAAGUACUUACAUAGACCUAAAUAAAUCAUUGUCAUUAAAUUAGUAAGGUCAAAUGGUCCUGAUUUAAGAUUUGUUGGGACGGCGUAACAUGCCACAUGCUUCUGUGUAAUUUAAGUGCGAGGAAACAAUUGUGUACAACAAUCAUACAGAAAACAACUAUGUACAUAAGUUGUUCCAGAACUUCCUAGAUCAUGAUCAUCAACAUCACAAGUCAGAUGCCAAAUAUUUACAUGGAAGAACAUAUACCGUGAAGUCCGGACACGGUAAGGUUUCUAUAAAUCCUGGUCAGAAUAUUGCACAUGCGUGUUUGGAACGAUUACUUCACAUGUUCUUAUGUUUUUCCCCCUUAAAAAAAAAGUGGAGGAAUAUUUUUUGUUAAUAAUAACAUUCAUUGAUCAGAAUUCAAAGUAGAGAA
Molecule: messenger RNA, 1998 nt
Organism: Morus notabilis
Lineage: Eukaryota; Viridiplantae; Streptophyta; Magnoliopsida; Rosales; Moraceae
Product: cytochrome P450 94B3
Exons: 1
Coding region: 26-1597 (523 amino acids)
Molecular function (GO): oxidoreductase activity, acting on paired donors, with incorporation or reduction of molecular oxygen; monooxygenase activity; iron ion binding
Source: RefSeq, a predicted model, not a curated record